This is a messenger RNA of Erinaceus europaeus (western European hedgehog), 4947 nucleotides long. RefSeq names its product vav guanine nucleotide exchange factor 2 (gene VAV2). Lineage: Eukaryota; Metazoa; Chordata; Mammalia; Eulipotyphla; Erinaceidae. Gene Ontology annotation, molecular function: guanyl-nucleotide exchange factor activity; protein binding. The record is from RefSeq and is a predicted model, not a curated record. The transcript is spliced from 29 exons. Gene Ontology annotation, cellular component: cytoplasm. The coding region runs from base 476 to 3097 and encodes 873 amino acids. Gene Ontology annotation, biological process: intracellular signal transduction; cell migration; regulation of GTPase activity.
CCGGAGCCGCGGAGUCGGAGCGCCGGGCUGCGAUCGCCUAGCCCGCGGGCGGGGCGAACAAAGCGGCGGCGGUAGCGGCAGCUGAGGCGCGGGCGGCCGGGGCCCCGGACGCGCGGAACGAGCGACCCGCCGGGCCUUUGUCUCCGGCGGGGCAGCAGCCGCGGGCGCCCCGAGCGCAGGAUGCGGCGCCCGGCGGGGCGGCCGGAGGAGCGCGGCGGCGGCGGGCAGCGGGCAGCGCGGCCCCGGGCCCGAGGGGACCCGCGUGUGUGAGGGGCGGCCGGCGCGGGCACGUGGGGCCGGAGAGCGGAGGCGGAGGCGCGGAGGAGGGGACGCCCGGCGGCGCGGCGGGGACCGGGGCCGCCCGCGCCAAGCCCCGCCCCGGCCGCCGAGCCCCGCGCGCGCGCGGGCGGGCGGGAUGCCCCGCGGCCGCGGCACUCUGCUCCGCGCCCUGCCCUGAGCCGGCCGCGCGGGCGCCAUGGAGCAGUGGCGGCAGUGCGGCCGCUGGCUCAUCGACUGCAAGGUCCUGCCGCCCAGCCACCGGGUGGUGUGGCCCUCGGCGGUGGUCUUCGAUCUGGCGCAGGCGCUGCGCGACGGCGUCCUGCUGUGCCAGCUGCUGCACAACCUCUCGCCCGGCUCGGUGGACCUCAAGGACAUCAACUUCCGGCCGCAGAUGUCCCAGUUCCUUUGUCUGAAGAACAUCCGCACCUUCCUUCGGGUUUGCCAUGAUAAAUUUGGACUACGGAACAGCGAGCUGUUCGACCCCUUUGACCUGUUCGAUGUGCGGGACUUUGGCAAGGUCAUCUCUGCAGUGUCGAGACUGUCCCAUCAUGUCGUGGCACAGAACAAGGGCAUCAGGCCUUUUCCAUCGGAGGAGACAGCAGAGAAUGAUGAUGAUGUCUACCGCAGCCUGGAGGAGCUGGCUGAUGAGCAUGACCUGGGGGAGGACAUCUAUGACUGUGUCCCCUGCGAGGAUGAAGGGGACGAUGUGUAUGAGGACAUCAUCAAGGUGGAGGUCCAGCAGCCCAUGAUUAGAUACAUGCAGAAAAUGGGCAUGACAGAGGAUGACAAGAGGAGCUGCUGCCUACUGGAGAUCCAGGAGACUGAGGCCAAGUACUACCGCACCCUGGAGGACAUUGAGAAGAACUACAUGAGCCCCCUGCGACUGGUCCUGAGUCCAGCAGACAUGGCGUCCAUCUUCAUCAAUCUGGAGGACCUGAUGAAAGUGCAUCACAGCUUCCUGAGGGCCAUCGAUGUAUCCAUGAUGGCGGGCGGUGGCUCUCUAGCCAAGGUCUUUCUGGACUUCAAGGAGAGGCUCCUGAUCUAUGGCGAGUACUGCAGCCACAUGGAGCAUGCCCAGAACACACUCAACCAGCUCCUUGCCAGCCGGGAGGACUUCAGACAAAAAGUCGAGGAGUGCACGCUGAAGGUCCAGGAUGGGAAGUUCAAGCUGCAGGACCUGUUGGUGAUCCCCAUGCAGAGGGUACUCAAGUACCACCUGCUGUUGAAGGAACUUCUGAGCCACUCCACCGACCGGCCUGAGAGGCAGCAGCUCAAAGAAGCACUGGAAGCCAUGCAGGACUUGGCAAUGUACAUAAAUGAAGUUAAACGGGACAAGGAGACACUGAAGAAAAUCAGCGAGUUUCAGAGUUCUAUAGAAAACUUGCAAGUGAAACUGGAGGAGUUUGGGAGGCCGAAGAUUGACGGGGAACUGAAAGUCCGCUCCAUAGUCAAUCACACCAAGCAGGACAGGUACUUGUUCCUGUUUGACAAGGUGGUCAUCGUCUGCAAGAGGCGGGGCUACAGCUACGAGCUCAAGGAGAUUAUCGAGCUGCUGUCCCACAAGAUGACGGACGACCCCAUGAACAACAAGGACGUCAAAAAGUGGUCCUAUGGCUUCUAUCUCAUCCACCUGCAAGGCAAGCAGGGCUUCCAGUUCUUCUGCAAGACAGAGGACAUGAAGCGGAAGUGGAUGGAGCAGUUUGAGAUGGCCAUGUCCAACAUCAAGCCCGACAAAGCCAACGCCAACCACCACAGCUUCCAGAUGUACACCUUCGACAAGACCACCAACUGCAAGGCCUGCAGGAUGUUCCUCAGGGGCACCUUCUACCAGGGCUACCUGUGCACCAAGUGUGGCGUUGGGGCUCACAAAGAGUGCCUGGAAGUGACACCGCCCUGCAAGAUCAGUUCUCCUGCAGACCUGGAUGCCUCUGGAGCAGGACCAGGUCCGAAGAUGGUGGCUGUGCAGAAUUACCACGGCAACCCCGCUCCCCCCGGGAAGCCAGUGCUCACCUUCCAGACGGGUGAUAUCAUCGAGCUGCUGCGAGGGGACCCUGAGUCUCAGUGGUGGGAGGGUCGACUGGUGCAAACCCGGAAGUCUGGUUACUUCCCCAGCUCCUCCGUGAAGCCUUGUCCCGUGGAUGGAAGGCCACCCAUCAGCCGGCUGCCUUCUCGGGAGACUGACUACACCGUGUACCCCUGGUUUGCGGGCAACAUGGAGCGGCAGCAGACAGACAACUUGCUCAAGUCCCACGCCAGCGGCACCUACUUGAUCAGGGAGCGGCCCGCCGAGGCCGAGCGCUUUGCCAUCAGCAUCAAGUUCAAUGACGAGGUGAAGCACAUCAAGGUGGUGGAGAAGGACAGCUGGAUCCACAUCACAGAGGCAAAGAAGUUUGAGAGCCUCCUGGAAUUGGUGGAGUACUACCAAUGUCACUCACUUAAGGAGAGCUUCAAGCAGCUGGACACCACACUCAAGUACCCCUACAAGUCCCGGGAGCGUGUCACCUCUCGGGCCUCCAGCCGGUCCCCAGCUUCCUGCGCUUCCUACAACUUUUCUUUUCUCAGUCCUCAGGGCCUCAGCCUGGCUUCUCAGGGCUCCUCCGCUCCCUUCUGGUCAGUGUUCACGCCCCGUGUCAUCGGCACCGCGGUGGCCAGGUACAACUUUGCCGCGAGGGACAUGCGGGAGCUCUCCCUGCGGGAGGGGGACGUGGUGAAGAUCUACAGCCGCAUCGGAGGCGACCAGGGCUGGUGGAAGGGCGAGACUAAUGGACGGAUCGGCUGGUUCCCUUCCACAUAUGUAGAAGAGGAGGGCGUUCAGUGACCCAGGCCUCGAGCUCGGAUCUUCUGGAAGAACUGCUUCAGCUCUGACACCCACCCAUCUCCAGUGUUUGGGCUCAGAGGGAACGCCCACCCAUCUGCUUGCCCUCGCCCACCCAUGGGGGUGGGGAGGGAGCACAGAGCCUGAACUGCCGGGGUCCCCCACCUCAUCUGCUCCCUGGGGCCCGUCCUGGGAACGUCCCUUGUACAUAGAGGAGCUGGACUGGCCCUGAGGUGGCCGUCACCACCAGAGCACCGGGAGGAGGGAAUGCACGGUGCCCCAAGUCACCCCGUUCACAGCUCAGGCUGGAGCCCCGCAACCCCUGUGUGACUGAGACGGCUUUCAGGAGCCCUGAAUGAACAGUGAGUGUUGCCCCCCUAAAAAUAACUGGGAGGCAAGGGGGCCCCCAGCCCUAUAUCCGGUGCUGGACUCUCAGCCGCCUGCUGCCUGCUGCUCUGGGGAGGUGUGUGCACCCCAGUGCUAGAGGGGAGAUCCCUCGUGUAUGGGGGUCAUGUGGUCAUGGUCCCGGGCGGACCCUGCUCCCGUCAAUGGUACUGUUCUUUGUCCUGAGUCCCAGGAGUGUGACUGUCCUGUCCUGCUGCAUCUUCUGUAACCCCCCCAGGCGCUCGGGGAAGAAACAGGGUCCCCUCCCUUGGCCCCUGUGCUCGUACCUCUCCCCGGAGGAGACCCCCAUUGCUCUGUGCAGCUCCGUUUCCUGCCUUGGGUCUCCUGGUUCCCUCCAGGGGAGUCCCUGAGAGUCUCCCCAGCCUUUGCACAAAAGGCCAGCCCCAUCCUAGGGCGCCCGCAGCCCUAACCCGGGCCUAGAAUAAGUGCUCUUGGGGGUGGUGCUGUCUCCUCUGCUACACCUCCUGACUCCUUCCAGCCUUUAGCCUCAGUCUGACUUGUCCAGACACCGUUUUCUCAGCCCUGAUGUAGCAUGAGCCUGCUGACGCCAUCUCCCCUGAGAGCUCGUGCCAAAGCCACAGGCAAAGUGGACCCCUGUCUCCUCUGACCAGCUCGCAGCCUGUGCCAAGUGCUGGGCCAGGCCCCUGCACCUUGCUGGGUGGGUGUUAGCCACCCACCUCAGCAUUGUCUAAGCUCAGGCACACCCAGCACCCCUGCUUUGAGAGGCCUGCGAGAGGGCACAACCAGGGCAAGGCAUCAUCUGCAGAGGCUGGAAAAGGCAGGGUGGGCGUGAGGGGGCACGGGGAUACAUGGGACGAGGCAGCAGCUGGGGAUAGCUGAAUGGAGUCCCUGUGGGUGGGGGUUCCCGCACUUUGCGGGGGUCCCCCAGGCCCCUCUUGUGUCACUGUCUGAAAGGAUUUGUCUUUUGUUUCUGUUGUUGUUCUGGGUUUAUUUUGUCUUGGGUUUGGCUUUUUUUUUUUUUUCAAAGAAAAAGCAUUUGUCAUUGUUUCCUCCCAAGCCCCUAUUAACAUAUCUGUGAAGACCUAGGCAGAGAUUUUUUUUUUUUCAUUUUUUUCUUUUUGUAAGUGUCUCACAGAGGCCCUGGGGUAGGCAUGACUUGCUGUCUUACUUCCUGCGUCUGUUUGGCGCUUGUUUCAAAGCCUGUGUGUGGGCUGGAUUUUGCACUGCUGCAGAGAGGAGGGGGAGCAGGGCUGGGACAGGCUGGGGAGCAGGAGGUACUGGAGGAAGCAGGAUGCCCUGGGCUCGGGGGACACUGUGGACCUGGGGCCUGAGUUUAGCUGUGAACACAUAGGAGCCUGGUGCAUGCAGGUCAGGGAUCUGAGGGUCCUGCCACUGGCAGAUCCCAAAUUGAAUACAAACUGUACAUUUGCCAAUAUUUUUUCCUUUCCAGACCACAGUUUUUACUGCAAAUAAACCUUUUCCGCAGA